GAUGUUGUCCGCCAAAGGUCCCCAAAUGCGUGCGUUUACCCAACGUGUUGCCGCAUUUUCAACGCAGCUCCAAAUCGACCCAAUUCCAAUCGUGUUCGUCGGAAAGGGCACAACUCCUCGCCAAAACUCGCUUCUCGGCCCAAAUGACAGUCAGUACCCGUUCCAGGGAGACGUCUCGUUUGCUCACAAGCCAUUGAGCAUCCGCCAACAAGUGGAAAACUCAAAAAUCGAGCGUGUGAUGGACGAUACGGAGCACAAUUUGAUCAAUUUGCUCUCCAAUACAAAUAUCGAAGUUGACCGUACACAUUUGGCUCAAUUGAAGGAAGAAGCAAUGGAAGAGAUUCAGGCAAAUGCGGCUGACGUUGAGAUUGAACUUUCCGCUAUUGAAGCACCAAAGUUGCUCAAAAAAGAAAUGAAAUACCUAUUCCCACAAAUGGAGACUCAAAAGAUGAACAACGUGACCGUGUUCAAUCUAACUCAAAAGUCAGAAUUCGACAUGAAAGCAUGGAGUGAAGCAAUGGAAGAGGAACGUGAAAAGCUCACCGCCUCAUUCAUCAUGUCCGCCAACGCGAUUUGCUCAACUCUCCAUCGUUUCGGCUAUUGGGCUGAUUUCAUUGAUCCAUCUUCCGGCCGCCCGUAUAUGGGUGAUUACACCAAUCAUACACUUUUCGAGACCAAUGACGCCUACAAACAAAUGGGCUUCAAGAUUGAAGACCUCGGAUGCUGCAAAGUUCUGCAACACGCAUGCUGGGGAUCCAACGCAUUUGUGGGAACUAUUUUCACUGAUGCUCCUGUUGAUGGGGAUGCCGUCAGGGAUAUUUUGAAGAAGGUUACUCAGGAGAUUGACGAAUAGAGAUUCCAUCGAGCAAUUUUCCAGUAGAAGCCCCGCCCACAAUAUGCCAUAAAUAUGAGUCGAUUCUCCUUCCAUUUUGCACCCGUUGUCCCUCGCUCCACGUAUUUUCUAAUUUUUUUUUGUCUGUAAAAUUUUUAAUUUAGACUAAAAAUUUGCGGUUUUCAAAUGAAUGAAAUUUGCAAGCAAGCACUGUCUCGAAAUUGUAAAUAAUUUAAUGGUUGUUUUUUAGAAAAAAAUAAAUGUUUGUUAGAAUCCAC
This is a messenger RNA of Caenorhabditis elegans, 1110 nucleotides long. RefSeq names its product Methylmalonic aciduria and homocystinuria type D homolog, mitochondrial (gene mmad-1). Bases 2 to 853 code for a protein of 283 amino acids. Lineage: Eukaryota; Metazoa; Nematoda; Chromadorea; Rhabditida; Rhabditidae. The transcript has 6 exons. The record is from RefSeq and is marked reviewed. Gene Ontology annotation, biological process: cobalamin metabolic process.